AUGCGGCUGGCUUCCCCGGCUACAAAUGCGGAAUCCCUUCUCUUCUACUGCUGCUGUCAUCCAACAGGUGAACCAGCUUCUCCAAAGAAGGGCAAGAAUGUCCCUGAAAUUGACUUUAGGGGCAAAGGCUCCUCUGUCUCUUCAGAGUGGGCCUCUGUGAAAAUUAUCCCAGAAGAAGAGAUGACUGAACACAACCUUCUGGCUGUCCGGGUUAUGGUGACCAGUGAUGGAAGCAGCUCAGAACUAGAAUCUGAUUUUUACGGUGAUUCAUCCAGUUCUGAGUUUAACAAAGAGCUGCUUCCGUCACCUGAGACCAGAAGCUACAGCCCAUCUUCACCGAGCCUUCUGUCCUUGAACAACAAGAGUUUGGUCCGAAAAGACGAAUGCCAUGAAAAGUCCAAACCUGCAAAUGUUCUGCGAAGAGCUAAUAGCCUUCGGGACACUUCAGCAUACAAAAAGUCCCAAAGCUGGAAGAAAAGAAUUCAAUCAAAUUUUCCUCUGUUGUACUCGAAGAAAAAUGGCCCAUCUUCAAAGGACACCCCUGCCAGAAUUAAAAGCAAUUUUGAUGAUCUCUUCCCCACAGAACCGAUGUCUCCCAACAAAACUCCAGAAAUCACACCAGGACAUUUCAAACUCCACAGCCGGGCAUUUCAAAGAAAAGGAAGAGCCACAGAGGUACCUGAAGGAAUCCCUUUCUAUGUGUCUCAUCAUUCGGUUCACAUCCCCACAGACAGCAGCCCUUUGGUACGUAGUAAAUCUUUUCAUCAUGGGCAUGUGACUUCAGUUCCCACUGUUAAGAAUCAUGAAGCUGAGGGCUACGAUCCUGAAGACCAGCAUUUGAAAAACCAAACAGUGUGCAGAGAAGGCAAGGGCUCAGGAUUGCUUGCGAAAUGCUCAGAUACUUCUGUAAAUUCUGAAAAGGAAGAUAAGGCGGCUUCAGGAUCGUCAAAAGACCAACAUAUAAACAAAGCUAAAAACAAGAUAAUGAGGAAGCUCUCAUUUUCAAUGGAACAACAGUCCAGACUACACGCUCUGAAUGAUGGUAAGCUAAAUGGAACAAGAAUGGAACAGCAAGGGCAAGGAAUCCUAGAACCGAAUCCAAAACAAUCCAGUUGUUUCAGACAUCCAAAAUUCUCAGGGAACUGUUCGCCAGUUAUGUCGCCAGAAUACAAAUCUCCUAAGAAUGCUGAUAAUUGUCCCAAAGGACAAAUCGCUGGCCAAUCUAAAUCACCACUGAGGCUCAUUGCCAGUGCCAUAAAGAAAUCCAUCAUAGAACCGCUUAGAUCUCCCCCUGAAGGCUGGAAAAAGAGCCAAGAAACAAAUGCCAGACAUCAUCCGGAGAACACCAUUUUCAAUUUCCCUUAUACAGUCAAUUUAAGAAACAGCAAGAAUCAUGGGAAGCAUGACACACAGAUGCAAGAGCCCGAUGAGUUGAGCACUCCGGGAAAAGGCCUCGAAACUGGUAGUUCAGAUAGUUCUAGUUUUUCCAACAGUCCACGAGAAGAAUAUUCGUAUGACGAUGCAUGUUUUCCGGUUUACAGUAUGCAUACCAGCCCAUCCGAGAGUCUAGGUGCAUUUGAAUAUCCUUCCCAUACUGAUGUAGAUGAUGUGCCAAUGCUUCUAGAGAGAUUUACUCUUAAAGAGAAUCUCUGGAAGUCUACCAGGGACGACUUCAGUAACUGUAACCAAAAGAACAUCCUUUAUUCAUCUCUAAGACUCAAGAACAAAAGUUCUGAUGCUGUUUUAGAGAGUGCUGUACAGAGGAACAAUCUCAGGAACCUGUUCGGUAAAAUGAGGGGCGAUGAAGAUAAAAACCCUUCUUCAACGUCCCCUGUGCCCGCCAGUACCAUCCUUGCUGCUGAGGAAGUAAUCAAUUGUCCUCACAAUAGAGAAUUUGUGGGCUCUGAACAUCUACCUGUCAGAAAACAAGUCACUGGCUAUUAUUGUUCUUCUUCCUCUGAUGAUGAAUUAGAACAUGAGCCUUCAUUACCAUUCAAGGCAAAAAAACCACUAAAAAGAAAUAGAAAGUUGGAAAAGGAAACAAAGCAACUGCUUAAACAAGAACAGCUGAAAAGGCUCCAUAAAGCACAGGCUAUCCAGCGGCAACUGGAGGAAGUAGAGGAGAAGCAAAGAACCCUGGAGAUAUUUGGUGUUCAGCUAGAGAGAGAACUGCGAGGAGAAUCAGAUUCAGGCACACAAGAUGAAACUCAGCUGCUGCACGAAUGGUUUGAGCUGGUGUCGGAGAAGAAUAAAUUAAUGCGCUAUGAAUUUGAACUCUUGAUCAGAGCCAAAGACCUGGAAUUAGAGGAUCAUCAAAGCCGACUGGAGCAGAAACUGAGAGACAAAAUGGCCACUACUGACCAUUCGGAUAUUGAAAAGGAUCUGAGUGAUAAGUAUGAAACUUUUGAUGAGAUGAUGAAAGUGGUUGAAGAAAGAGAUAAGCUUAUAUCUUCCUUGGAGGAGCAGAGGAUAGUGGAAGAAGCUGAAGACCAGCGCUGGGUUGUCCAGAGAAUACCAAUUCAGCUGGACAUGAAGCAAUUCUAG
Euleptes europaea (tarantolino) is the source of this 2544-nucleotide messenger RNA. Its product is annotated as F-actin-monooxygenase MICAL2-like. Bases 1 to 2544 code for a protein of 847 amino acids. The record is from RefSeq and is a predicted model, not a curated record. The transcript has 12 exons. Lineage: Eukaryota; Metazoa; Chordata; Lepidosauria; Squamata; Sphaerodactylidae.